Messenger RNA from Mastomys coucha (southern multimammate mouse), 3293 nucleotides. Its product is annotated as tubulin polyglutamylase TTLL13. The record is from RefSeq and is a predicted model, not a curated record. The transcript is spliced from 15 exons. Gene Ontology annotation, biological process: microtubule cytoskeleton organization; protein polyglutamylation. Gene Ontology annotation, molecular function: tubulin binding; tubulin-glutamic acid ligase activity. Gene Ontology annotation, cellular component: cilium. The coding region runs from base 323 to 2800 and encodes 825 amino acids. Lineage: Eukaryota; Metazoa; Chordata; Mammalia; Rodentia; Muridae.
UAGGGGCCGCCUUCGUGUCCAUAGCGACGGCGGCGGCGGCGGCCGUCGGCUUGCUUAAGAAGGCGCCGCCGCCGCCAGGAUCUUGGAGCUAGGAGUUAACCCCGAGGGGGAGCGGGCUCCCCCUCGCGACGGCGGGGACAGACAGUCCUGUGGAACGACGAGACGGUCCCCGACGUCCAGCAACGCCCAGGAAGAGCCGCAGCGAACGAGCGGCGGCCAUGAGCGACCAGCCGAGUCCAGCCCGGGGCUGCUAGGGGCAGCUCCAGCAGCCCCUGAGCUCUCCUCAAAACCUCGGGUGGGCAGUGUCUGCCAAUCUGAGAGGAUGGAGCCCAAUACCUGUAAGACCAGUGAAUCUGAGGAGGAUGAUAUUGAGGAAGAAGAAUCUGAGGAAGAAUGUGUUAGAGAGGAAUCUACCACCCCUAAUUCUACCCAGCAGGCACUUGAAAAGGACGACUAUAAAGAAUUUGAGAAUGAGGUUGCCUUAUCUGUUGUAGCCAAGAAAAUUCCAAAGAAAAUAUUAAGUGCAACAGACACAGAUGAUUUGGAAGCUGGGAGGAGAAAAAGAAAGCGGAAACGAAGACCUCUGGCCAUCAACCUGACAAACUGCAAGUAUGAGAGUGUGCGCCGGGCAGCCCAAAUGUGUGGCCUGAAGGAAGUAGGGGAGGAUGAAGAAUGGACUGUGUACUGGACAGACUGUUCUGUCUCACUGGAACGAGUCAUGGACAUGAAGAGGUUUCAGAAAAUCAACCACUUCCCCGGCAUGACAGAAAUCUGCCGCAAAGAUCUGCUGGCUCGGAACCUCAACCGCAUGCAGAAGCUAUACCCUACUGAGUACAACAUCUUUCCACGCACCUGGUGCCUCCCUGCAGACUAUGGGGACUUCCAGGCCUACGGUCGUCAGCGGAAAACCCGCACUUAUAUCUGCAAGCCAGAUAGCGGCUGUCAGGGGCGUGGCAUCUUUAUCACCAGAACCCCCAAGGAAAUCAAGCCAGGAGAGCAUAUGAUCUGCCAGCAGUACAUCACCAAGCCCUUCCUCAUUGAUGGCUUCAAGUUUGACAUGCGAAUCUAUGUUCUGAUCACUUCCUGUGACCCUCUCCGGAUCUUCGUGUACGAGGAAGGCCUGGCCCGUUUUGCCACCAUGCCGUAUGUGGAACCUAGCCAUAACAACCUGGAGGAGGUCUGCAUGCACCUGACCAACUAUGCCAUCAAUAAACACAAUGAGAAUUUUGUCCGUGAUGACGCUGUGGGCAGUAAGAGGAAGCUGUCGACACUCAAUGCCUGGCUGCGAGAGCACAGCCAUGAUCCCCGAGAGCUGUGGGGGGACAUCGAGGACAUCAUCAUCAAAACCAUCAUCUCAGCCCACUCUGUGCUUCGCCACAACUACCGAACCUGUUUCCCCCAAUAUCUGUGUGGAGGUACAUGUGCCUGCUUUGAGAUCCUGGGGUUUGACAUCUUACUGGACCACAAGCUCAAGCCCUGGCUUCUAGAGGUAAAUCACUCCCCAAGCUUCACCACAGACUCCCGUCUGGAUCGAGAGGUGAAAGAUGCACUUCUCUGUGAUGCUAUGAACCUUGUCAACCUCCGGGGCUGUGACAAAAGGAAGGUGAUUGAAGAAGAGAAACGUCGAGUCAAGGAGAGGCUUUUUCCAUGCCACCAACAGCCACGAGAAACCAGGCGAGAACAGAUUGAAUCAUCCCAAGCUGCCAUGCAUGACCAGGAGCGCUAUGAAGAUUCCCACCUUGGGGGAUACCGGCGGAUCUACCCAGGGCCUGACUCAGAGAAAUACGCACCCUUCUUCAAGCACAAUGGCUCUCUCUUCCAAGAGACAGCUGCCUCCAAGGCCAGAGAGGAGUGUGCCAGGCAGCAACUGGAAGAGAUUCGCCUAAAGCAGGAACAGCUGGAGAACCCAAGCACCAAGAAGCGCAAAGAAAACAAGGAGCAGAACCAGGGAGAAUCAGCUGGGGAGAAAAGCCGAUCCAGAACAGCUACACGGAUCCUUGCCACCAACCUGGCUUACAGGAACCGGAACCGGGAGAAAGAGCUGCUACCAGUACAACUGGACACUAUGCAGCCUCAGGACAUUGUGGAAGAGGAAGAGCUUGAGCGGAUGAAGCUCUUGUUACAAAGAGAGAAUCUCAUCCGAAGCCUGGGCAUUGUAGAGCAGCUCACUCGGAUGCUGUACCCCAGCCACCGGAGCCACAGAAAGCUUCAUGAGUAUCGGCCUAGAUUUCACCAGGACGGGCUGAGCAGUCAAGAACUGCAACCUGUGAAUUUGGUCCCAAUGGUGUUCCUGAGAGGGGCUGCCUCAGAGCAGAUCCCUCCUCAUUUCCUGCAACCACUUCGGCCCCACGAAUUGAUCCCCAGGAUCUUAGGGCCACUAUCAAGCAUGAAUCCCGCAAUUGCACAGCAUUCCCGGUACCAUCUUCAGCCCAAGAACUUCAACUGGAUAGGAGAUCCAGCAGCCACUGGCCCCUGUUCAUUGUCAAUGAAGAAAUCUGGGAGGCACUAUUUUUCCAGCUCUAGAGUCAGGCUCACUAGCCAAGGCCAAGCCAGCAGAAGGCUAGAAGCCAUAAACAGAGCCCUGUCAGGAUCAGUGCCACCCACUUUAACCCCAAAGCAGGGCUAUCUACUGCAGCCCGAGAGACAGGAAAAUGGCUCAUGGACUGAAUGCUGCACCUUGCCCUCCAUGGUAAACUCUGAACACAGAGGAACCAAGGCUGGGGAUCUCACCCUAUGCCCUGCCUCUGCACCAGUACUGCAGCAUUCCAGCCCACUCCUCAACAUCAUCCAACACAGGUAAAAGAAGGAAAGCCCAGCAGGCAACCAAAAGAGUAAAUGGUCUUCAAUCUAUGCUAAUUGAAAGACUGCCAACAAGUUCCAGUUUGGAAAGCCCUGGCCACGACCUUUGUUUGCAAAAGGCAAAAAACACGGAGACACCAAGAAUUCUUCAACAUUCUAAGAUUCUUUGGGGAUCGGUAAAGACUAAAAGAUGAAGAGCUAAGGCCAGCUUGUAUGCAUCUCUGCUCAUCAUGCCUUAGGCUGAGUUUAUCCCUAAGCAAUGGGUCUGAACCCUGGGUGUGGCUUGGGGCUGGAGGUCACUGGGCAACAAGGAGUUCCUUUCCCAGAGGAGUCAAAAGCCCAAGGUACGGUGUAGUCGCCAUCAGAAGAUUGCUGAGGGUUCGCCCUUCCUGCCACAGUGGCAGAAUCAGGCAGGCCUGGGCAGCCUGUGCCAGAGGGGCGGCUCUGGGCAAACUGAACCCGUCUUUUUAUUAAAGUUUAUGUCGUUUUCCAGG